AUGGCGCUCAUGAACACGCUCCGCGCCUGCCCACCCCCCGUCAUGCUUCCACCCAUCUCCCCCUCAUCCCCCACUUCCCCACCUUCUCUGCGGAUAUCCGGAAGGGGUUCCGCCAGUAUGGCGCUCAUGAACAUGCUCCGCGUUCCCCUCCUGCCGCCCCGCGCCUCCGCCCGCGGAGCCAUGUCUGGGGACGGGGAGAAGUGCGCGCGGGGAAGGGGGCAUCCCGGGGGGGGAAUGGAGCCGGGUGGAAGGAUGGGGGGACAGGGAGGGAGGGUUGAGGGGGGAAGGGGGUGGGGGAGGGGGGGGAGGGGAUGGUUGAUGGGGGGGGAUGGAGGGGAAGGGGAGGGAGGGGGUGGUUGA
This is a messenger RNA of Closterium sp. NIES-65, 360 nucleotides long. The record is from the annotation of a GenBank genome assembly. NCBI's taxonomy places the organism in Eukaryota, Viridiplantae, Streptophyta, Zygnematophyceae, Desmidiales, Closteriaceae.